Molecule: messenger RNA, 933 nt
Organism: Phaethon lepturus (White-tailed tropicbird)
Lineage: Eukaryota; Metazoa; Chordata; Aves; Phaethontiformes; Phaethontidae
Gene: MOCS3
Product: molybdenum cofactor synthesis 3
Exons: 1
Biological process (GO): tRNA wobble position uridine thiolation; protein urmylation
Cellular component (GO): cytoplasm
Molecular function (GO): nucleotidyltransferase activity; thiosulfate-cyanide sulfurtransferase activity; URM1 activating enzyme activity
Source: RefSeq, a predicted model, not a curated record
UCCACUGUGCAGUACGUGCCCUACUGUGGUGCCCUGAGCCCUCGCACCGCCCUAGAGCUGGUGCGGCAGUAUGACCUCGUCGCCGACUGCUCCGAUAAUGUCCCCACCAGGUACUUGGUGAACGACGCCUGUGUCCUGGCUGGGAAACCCCUGGUGUCUGGCAGUGCCCUCCGGCUGGAGGGGCAACUAGUCGUGUACAACUACCAGGGAGGGCCCUGCUACAGGUGUCUCUUCCCCAAGCCCCCGCCACCAGAGACAGUGACUAACUGUGCAGAUGGGGGAGUGCUGGGUGUCGUGCCAGGCAUCAUGGGGUGCAUCCAGGCCUUGGAAGUACUGAAGAUUGCUUCGGGAAUGGGUUCCUCCUUCAGUCAGUUCAUGCUGAUGUUUGAUGCCCGUGAAGGGAGAUUUCGCAACAUCAAGUUAAGACCAAAGAAGCCAGACUGUGCUGUUUGUGGUGACAAUCCAUCUGUCACCUGCCUUCAGGAUUAUGAGGCAUUUUGUGGUUCUUCUGCAACGGACAAGUGUAGGACUUUACAUCUGCUGUCCAGUAAAGACAGGAUAUCUGUGGAGGAAUACAAAAAACUGUUGGAUGAGCAAGUUCCUCAUGUAUUGUUAGAUGUUCGUCCACAGGCAGAAGUGGAUAUCUGUCGCCUGGUACAUGCUGUCCACAUUCCUUUGAGUAAAUUGGAAGAAAAAGAUGAAGAAUAUCUGGAAUAUUUAGAAAAAAGAAUUUGUGAAGAAAAGCAGAGAACUAAUGGCCAAACAUCUUUUCCUGUCUAUGUUGUUUGCAAAUUAGGAAAUGACUCCCAGAAGGCUGUAAGAAUUCUGCAGGAGAUACCCGUCAAAGAAUUUGGUUCUGUGAUACCUAAGGAUAUUAAAGGGGGACUCAUGGCUUGGGCCAGUAAAAUUGACCCAACGUUUCCUCAGUAUUAG